Molecule: messenger RNA, 2213 nt
Organism: Sinocyclocheilus rhinocerous
Lineage: Eukaryota; Metazoa; Chordata; Actinopteri; Cypriniformes; Cyprinidae
Product: sodium/potassium-transporting ATPase subunit beta-2-like
Exons: 5
Coding region: 33-674 (213 amino acids)
Biological process (GO): intracellular sodium ion homeostasis; potassium ion import across plasma membrane; sodium ion export across plasma membrane
Cellular component (GO): sodium:potassium-exchanging ATPase complex
Molecular function (GO): ATPase activator activity
Source: RefSeq, a predicted model, not a curated record
CACACACACUGACUCUGUGUGUUUCUCUAGGCAUGAUGAUUCGGCCAAAAGGCGAUCCUCUAGAAAUCGUUUAUAAUGUGGAGAAAACAGAGAGCUGGGAUUCAUACAUUCAGGCUUUGGACAACUUCCUUGCACCCUACAAUGACUCUCAGCAGGCGAUGAAGAACGGCGCUUGCGUCCCGGAUCAGUACUUCAUCCAGGAGGACAGCGGCGAGGUGCGCAACAAUCCCAAACGCUCCUGCCAGUUCAACCGCACCAUGCUGGGGAGCUGCUCCGGACUGGAGGACCGCACAUACGGAUACCAGGACGGAAAACCCUGCGUGCUCAUCAAACUCAACCGGGUGAUUGGGCUGAAGCCAAGUAAUGAUGAAAAGUCUCCAUUCGUCUCCUGUUCAGCAAAAGCUCAGAAGAUGGCUCAGACGAACGAAACCAAUGCUGAAGUUGAAUACUUCCCUCAAAACGGAACCUUCAACCUCAUGUACUAUCCAUACUACGGCAAGAGAGCACAGGUGAAUUAUUCUCAGCCCCUGGUGGCUGUGAAGUUCACAGACAUCUCUUUCAACACGGACUUCAACGUGGAGUGUAAGAUCAAGUCUAGCACUCAGUUCAAGAUCAGCGAAAGAGACAAGUUCGCCGGCCGCGUAAUCUUCAAGCUGCGCAUCAACAAAGCGUAGAGCAACUGCAUCUGCCACACACACACACACACACUCAGGAGAUGGUAGAAGUCCUUCAUAUCUCAAAGUGUUCAAUGUAUUUGUCCGUCCCCAUUCUCCUGUCUACACGAUGGUUUCUAUGUGUGUGUGUGUGUGUGUGUGUCUUUGUAUCUGUGUGUUUUCAGUACUCUUGACUGUCGUCAUAUCCAGCUGAUACCGUUCCAAAGUGAAAUCAAGAGAGCAGGAAAACAUUAUCAAGCCUUUCUAGAUUUCUAGACACAAUCAUCAUGAACAAUCCAGUGAAUUCAGAGGGACCACAAUCAUCCAAAACCUGCCAAGAAAUUAUAUUAUAUAAUGUGCUCCCAAAAUAUAGGAAAAUAACACCAUGAUGUGAAGAAUCUAAAACAGGCUUCAUUUUCUGUAUGCAAAAUAUAAUUUCUUACCUUUUUCUUUUGAUAUCAAGCUAAAAUGUGACCUGGAUUCACUCGUUUAGUCUAUAUAAUGGCUUUUAUGUUACUGAGCGUAUAACAACACAAAUUAGGUCAAAUCUGGUCAAAUUCAGGAUCAUCUGUAGAAAUGCGCAUAUAUGAUCAAUUAACAAACAGAGCCAUAAAAAUCGUCACGGACUGUAAUCGACUCAUAUCUGUCACAUAUCGUUCUCUUAACUUGAUAUCUGUUUUAUCCAUUUAUUUAUUUAUGAUUUAAGGUACAUUUAUAAUGUUAUUCAUUUAUUUAUUUAUUGGAUUUGUGGUUUUUAUUUUUUUAUAUACAUAUGACAACGUUUGUGAAGACACUUUUGUAACACUGUAAUGUUCACGAAUGCACACACACACACAAGCGAAGUUAAACCGAAACGUUUGGCUGACGUUCUGCACAUUAGCCAAUCAGCUUCAAGCUGCGCCAUAUCAGUUCGCCAUUAAUUAAUUUGCCCAAUCGACUGAUAACAUAUUUCGUCCAGAACGGUUCGACCCAUCUUUCUAAACGUGUACACAGCAAUACCUUCUGGUCCGUGAGUGUACUGUUAAUACUUGUAAAUAAUACAGAAUCUGAGGUAGAUAACGAAGAGAGUAGUUACGAAGAAAAGCGCGAAAAAAAACAAAAACCUUCAAUUAAAAUUAAAAUUUGCCAAUCCAAGUAGAUGAAUGAACAAAUGUGUUUUCUUCCCAAAAAGUGUUUUUUAAUUUAUUUGUUGGUUAGCGCCCGUUAGCACAGUGGAAAUAUGACGCAAACAUUAGCUGCAUAUGUUUCUCGAAACUUUAGUUCGUUUCUUCUUAGCUUUGGUAGAAUCUUAGACUUUUAUCAUGUGAUUUGACAUUUGGAUGUUCAGGGGGAUUCGAGUCGAACGGACAAGUCAGACUCCUGAGUUGUGAGCGAGACAUUAGCGUAGUGCUUAUUAGCGAACCACUAGCCUGCCGUCGUCGACGCGCGGGUGGCCUGUCUGUGUUUAGUUUUUCUUUUGUGUUCCUUCAUUCCGCCCCCAGUAGUGAAUGUGCUGUGUUUCUAUUGGGUUACUGCCACAGUGUUGUGCGUUUGAAACAUUGGAGGGUGUGUGUUAGAAAA